AGGCCCUACUGGUUGGUUAUGUUAUGUCCUGAACGCAUCGACUAGGCAUACAGCGCCAAGCCACCUGUCAUCCAAUGAGAGCUUCAGCAAAUGGUUUCGAUGGCGUUUUAAUGGUGUCCAUUGUCAGCGCGUUGUUCCUUUGUCAUUGUUGUAAUAUCAAUGGUGCUGUGAGGUCACGGGCGACGGCGCACGGACAGUCCCCUCGACCCCCUCUUGUUGGCAGCGCACGUGCUCUUGAGCUCCGCGUGCAUGAAGUCUUUCAAAUCCAACAGACCGACAGACGGCCGAGCCGGUCGCAGGAUAAAACCCCUACCAAGACCGGGAUGAUUCACGACAGUAACAUCUACGGCUAAAUUCCCCGCACUUUCUCGGGAGCGGCAGCAUCUCUCCGCCCCUCGGUUCCACAGCACUCCGCUCUUUUCUUUUUUCCCUCACUGCGGAGUGUGCGCUUGUGUGCGGGUGUUGACAGUGAGGACACAUCAUCAUCAUCGUUGUCUUCUCGUUUUAGCCGUUCGUUAUGGUUUCUGUAGGAUCAUCGUCAUCAUCACCACAACUCAUUACUGACACGUAAAACGACUUCCAAACAGCGUGUGUGUGUCCUACGGAAGAGAGGCACCGCGCCAUCCACCGCUGCGGUUCGGGUUUCUCCCUCACAAACCGUUUCCACCUGCCCGACACAUCUUGCAUGACAAUCUCAAAGAUGUCAUGGCGUCCUCAGUACCGCAGCUCUAAGUUCCGUCACGUCUUCGGGAAGGCGGCAUCCAAAGAGAGCUGCUACGAUGGCGUUCCCAUCACUCGCAGCGUCCAGGACAACCACUUCUGCAGUGUCAACCCUCGCUUCCUGGCCGUCAUCACAGAGUGUGCUGGAGGAGGCUCCUUCCUGGUGCUGUCCAUCCACCACACAGGGAAGGUCGACCCUCAGCACCCCAGGGUGUCGGGCCACAGGGGAAACGUCCUGGACAUCAAGUGGAACCCUUUUAACGACUACUGCAUAGCUUCCUGCUCCGAGGAUGCUACGGUGAAGAUCUGGGACAUCCCGUGUCAGGGUCUGCUGAGGAACCUGACGGUGGCCAGGAAGGAGCUGCUGGGUCACUCUCGCAGGGUGGGACUGUUGGAGUGGCACCCCACUGCCAGCAACAUCCUGUUCAGCACCGCCUACGACUACCAGGUGAUGGUGUGGAACCUGGAUGGGCCUGAGCAGGUGCUGAAGAACCCCGUGAGGACCAUCAGUCUCCACACAGACGUGGUGUUGUCUCUGGCCUUCAGCCCUGACGGCAGCCGCAUGGCCUCCUGCUGCAAGGACAAGAAGAUCCGGAUCAUAGACCCACGCACUGGGACUCUGCUGAAGGAGGCCAACUGUAAGACUCACCGGGCCAGUAAGGUUCUGUUCCUGGGGAACCUGAAGAUGUUGUUGACCUCCGGUGGGUCCCGGUGGAACCACAGGCAGAUCGCCCUCUGGGACCAGGAGGACCUGUCUGUUCCCUUACUGCAGCACGACCUGGACGGAUCAUCAGGAGUGCUGUUCCCCUUUUACGACCCCGACACACACAUGUUGUACAUCGCGGGCAAGGGUGAUGGUAAUAUCAGGUACUAUGAGAUCAGCUCAGAGAAACCCUACAUGCAGUUCCUCACAGAGUAUCGAUCCCUGCUUCCUCAGAAGGGGAUGGGCGUGAUGCCUAAGAGAGGGCUGGACGUGAACUCCUGUGAGGUGUUCAGGUUCUACAAGCUCGUCACCAUCAAGAGUCUGAUCGAACCUCUGUCCAUGAUCGUACCUCGCAGGUCGGAGUCCUACCAGGAGGAUAUUUACCCCAUGACAGCUGGGAACCAGCCAGCCCUGACUGCAGACGACUGGCUCAGUGGCAUCGACAAAGGCCCCGUCCUGAUGUCCCUGAAGCCUGGGACUCGAGUAGCCGACAGCCCCCAGGACUGGAGCUCUGGGAAGGGUCUGGGCAGCGGCCUGGACAGCCGCAGGUCCCAGAACAGGCCGGGCCUGCUACAGCUCAGCUACAUCCAAGACCAGCUGGGCACCCCGGAGGGGAGGGAGGUGAAGGAGGAGGACCGGAGUCAGACAUCGUCGCUCAGCAAUGGACAAGACCCCACACUCUGCUACUCUCCCCCGAAGACAGAGAAUGAGCUGCGUGUGCGGUUCCACAAGCAACAGGAUGAGAUCCGUCGUCUAAGGGAGCAGCUGAACCAAAGAGACGUCCGCAUCAGACAGCUGGAGCUGGAGAUCAACAACGUCAGGAAUACCCAGGGAGCCCCCCUACUGCCCCCCCACGGAGACCUCUGAGCCCCCCUCCUGCCCCCCUCUCCUCCACCUGGGCUCUGCUCUGACCCAGGUCCCCCUGGUUUCCCAGCCUGAUUCUUUUCUGUCUCUUGGAACACUUCAUUUUCCCUCACUUUUUUGGUUGAGGGGUUUGACUGCAGUAGACACAUCUCUGGUCUGGGACUGUGUGUGUGUGUCCUGUCUGGACUGAGGUGUGUGUGUGUGUCCUGUCUGGACUGAGGUGUGUGUGUGUCCUGUCUGGACUGAGGUGUGUGUGUCCUUGUUUGCUACGAUCUCACCCAGACCAAAAAUGAACACUGUUUAUGUCCUGUACAUGCAAUACACACCCGUAGCUCACACUAACCCAUACACUAGUUAUAACACCCAUACACUAGUUAUAACACCCAUACACUAGUUAUAACACCCAUACACUAGCUAUAACACCCAUACACUAGUUAUAACACCCAUACACUAGCUAUAACACCCAUACACUAGUUAUAACACCCAUACACUAGUUAUAACACCCAUAGACUAGUUAUAACACCCAUACACUAGCUAUAACACCCAUACACUAGCUAUAACACCCAUACACUAGUUAUAACAUCCAUAUACUAGUUAUAACACCCAUACACUAGCUAUAACACCCAUACACUAGCUAUAACACCCAUAGACUAGUUAUAACACCCAUACACUAGUUAUAACACCCAUACACUAGUUAUAACACCCAUACACUAGCUAUAUAUUGAUCAUCAUUUUGUCAUUGUCCAAUGAAACGGCACUAGUCAACAUGACCCUCACACACCCCAAAAUGUGUUCUUCGUUCUGCUCCAGAGCUAUGCAAGUUAGUUUUUGUUUUUUUAUGCAAGAAAAAAAGAAAAUGCUUUAAUGUGCCUACCUUAAAAUGAACAAUGUGUGUUUCUGUAAUUCUGAUCGUUGGAUUGGAUGACAACAGACCUCACUUAUGAUUGUAAGAUACACUGGAUUUAUUUUUUACCUUUUAAUGAUUUUCUUAUUUUUUUGCCAUUUUUAAAUCCUAUACUGUGUGUGGAUGCUGGUAUUUUGUGUCGCAUGAGAGAAGUGUGUCGAAGGAGGAGCGGUAGAGAGACCACCAUGUUUAGGUGGAGAGAGAGGAUUGAGAGACACUUUUUUUCUAUUGCUAUGAAUAUCAUUAUGACAGUUAAACUAGUGAGACGUCAAUCAGCCGAGAGAACAAUCGUUGCCUGGGAACAGCCGGCUGCUGUCGACACCUGCAGCCAUGGUGGUGCUUCUAUUAAUGUUUUAAUUCAGUUGUAUUUUUUCAGUUUUUAACGUGCAAAUGAAACAAUAUCAGCCAUAUGAAUGAAAGUGUGAUGAAGUCGCAGCAAAGGCAAAGAACGAGUAAGGGGGGGGAUUCCCCAGAAUGCAUUGCACACAGGUGACGUGAUUGGCUCAAAGGGGAUGUACCACACAGCCAACCAGGAAGUUCAUAGUUCUGUUUCAGAUAUAUCCCUUAAUAACCUACUUCACCUGUUGAACUCGCAAGGCAAGAUCCCUCUUCUUAAAGGUGACGCUGUAAUCACAACACUGUACCCAAACAUACCAAGGAGCUAGGAACAUAGGAGGUGGUAUUGUUUUCACAAGGGUGACUUCUGGCCCACUUAAGACGUACAGAUUAAAUAGACCUACCAAA
Hypomesus transpacificus is the source of this 3935-nucleotide messenger RNA. RefSeq names its product coronin 2Aa (gene coro2aa). The coding region runs from base 686 to 2290 and encodes 534 amino acids. The record is from RefSeq and is a predicted model, not a curated record. NCBI's taxonomy places the organism in Eukaryota, Metazoa, Chordata, Actinopteri, Osmeriformes, Osmeridae. Gene Ontology annotation, biological process: actin filament organization. Gene Ontology annotation, molecular function: actin filament binding. The transcript has 12 exons.